CUUUCAUGGUGUGGAAUGUAUUUCAAACCAGCAGACCUAGCGCGCUAUCGGUGUGAGUAGAGCAAGUUGUUAACAACGCAAGUUAACACACCUCUAAGACACCAGAGGGGCCGGAGCGAGGCGCGGGACGUCACCGCGCUGCCUGCCACUCAGACAUUACGACAGACGACGUACGGAGAGGACGCGUCAUUUUAAUUGCUCAUUUUCUUUGUUAUCCAACCUACUUAGUUUUUUUCAUUAAAAGUAUACUGUUCCUGUAAACUGGUGCCUCAUUCCGUCUUCAUCAUCAUCAUCGAAUCCUGUUGUAAACAUUGGUGACCCCGACGUGAUCUUCGAGAACAUUUCGCAAAGUGUAACGGAGGACUUGCGCAAACAAAGGACUUCGAGGGAAGUUUGUUCCGUAAGGGAAGUACGGUCAUUUUUGUACAAUUACCUACGCGCUGUUGUGUUUAUCGAUUCAUUAUUCAUCUUUAUUUUAGCGAACAGUGUAUCAGUUUGGUGCUAAUUAAGGUAUUUUUUUCAAUUUAUUGAGGCAACCUACCAUCCAUUAGUCUUAAGUGAUAACAUAUUUUGCAUUAAUUUCUAUAGAUUAUGUUGUAAAAACAAACAAUUCAGCAAUAAGUAGUGUUUAAUAAUCUACUUUCCUAUUGCAUUUUUUGCUAUUGUUUACUUAUAAUUUCAUUUGGGUUUUGCUUAUUCACUUAUAUCGUCAGGACGUUAUAAUCACAUCCUACUUAGCUAAUGAAUUUCCAACAAUAAGUAGACCGUACAUGCCUACCUGCCUACCUUGCUAGCUGAAACAUAGCACCAUACAUGACGAUAUAAGACGUUGUACAUACCUAUCUACAUUACGGUUUAGUUACUUAACUAUUUACCUAAGCGCGGUAUAUUCCUAUUUUGAUAUAAUUAUCUACUUACUUACUUAAAACUUUAUCAUAUACCUACUUAACUAUUCGCUAUUCUCGCUAAGCUGUUUAUUAUUUCCUCGCAUUUAAUUUAAGCUAAUCCUUUUAGUUUGCGAUUCUUCUAAUUUUUAGUUUAAUCAAAUCCGAUUAAACUACUUAUAAUAGGCACAACAAUCUCCUUAAUUAGGCAACUCACGUAAUUUCGACUUCGGUUAUUUGAAAAGAUCGGCCGAACAUUCCAGUUUCGCCGCAAAUCUUCUGCCUACGAGAUUACGUCAUCGCCGCUGCCGGCGGCCGGCCGCAGCGCUGCCAGAAACUACCUACCUUCCUCUCAUCGCGCUUACCUACUCGAGCGGCCCUCGCGCACGGACGCUUUUCAUUGCCGCUUCGCAGUACAUUGCGGGCGUCAAACAAGGUUUAUUUUUUCAAUUUUCUUUUUAUUUGAACUUUGAUUUAAGUAAGUAUUGCAUCUGUUCGUUCACUGUAUUGCGUCUUUUCCUCAACACACCUUACCAAUGUCUGCAGAAAGGUUUAGAUCACUCACUCAAAGACGUUCCACUAUGAAAGGAAGAUUAACUAUCUUUCAAAAAUAUUUUGAACCGUUAAAAUUAAUUAAACCUUCCAAGUUUACUAAGCCAGUUCUGACUGAGUUGCAAUUGAAAUUAACACGUCUUCAAGAACUAUUUAAAGAAUUUGACAGCAUCCAACUUGAGAUAGAAGAUAUUGUUGAACCUUCUGAGGUGGAAACGCAACUUACAGAUAGAGAAACUUUUGAAAAUUUAUUUUGCACUUCCAUUGCUGAAGCUCAGAGCGUCAUUGAGUCAGUCCUAAAUUUAGAAACAAAACCUGACACAUCCUCAUACACCUCAUGUGAAAAUAACUUUAGUGUCAAACUUCCUUCUAUAAAUUUGCCAAGUUUCGAUGGAAACUAUUUGAAUUGGUUAGAAUACCGCGACACUUUUGACUCGCUUGUCAAUAAAAAUACAUCAAUUCCAUCUAUCAAUAAAUUCCAUUAUUUACGUUCUUCUUUGAAGGGAGCUGCAGCAGUCGCAAUACAAUCGAUUGAAUUUUCCGGUGACAAUUAUAAAUUGGCUUGGAGCAUUCUUUGCGAGCGCUUUGAUAAUAAGCGCAUUUUGAUAAAUAAUCAUUUAAAAUCGUUAUUUAAUUUCGAACCUUUACAAAAGGAGUCGUACAAAGCAUUACGUUUCAUUAUUGAUCAUUUCUCUAAAAACAUACGUUCUCUGAAUAGUCUUGACGAGCCAACCAACUCGUGGGACACUUUGAUCAUUUACUUAAUGACGUCAAAACUUGAUAGUUCCACGAGUCGCAAAUGGGAGGAGCACCGAGGUGCCUUGAAAUCAUCACCCACGCUUGAAGAGUUCUAUCAAUUCUUACGUAGUCGAGCGGACGUUCUUGAAACUGUUCAAGGUAACAAGAGUGAUGCCGCAAAACCUGAAAAGCAACAUUUUUUCUCCAAAGAAAAUAAGCAUACAAAGACCUUUGUGGCUUCAUCAUCUAGUGAUUUUCAUUCUUCUUCAAAUAAAUCUUGUCCGAUUUGCAAACAAAGCCAUUUUGUUCAUGAAUGUAACAAGUUCAAACAACUGAGUGUAGAUGAAAAAUAUCGUCAUGUCCUUAUGUUCAAACUUUGCUCGAACUGCCUUCGUUCGGGUCAUCAUAGCUCACGAUGCCAAUUAGGUCCUUGCAAAUUCUGUAGAAAACGACAUAACACAUUAUUACAUAGACAUGAUACACACACUCACGCGUACAACAACAACACUACACACGCACCUGGUGGCAAUUCCGCUACUGCUGCUGGUGCCGACGCCGCUGCUGAUGCCAAUACCUCUACUGGUCCAGUGUCACUGUCCGCGGUGAUGCCUUCUCAUGUGUUGCUCUGUACAGCAGAAGUAGAACUUUUAGACCUAAAAACAAACAAAACUUACCAUGCAAAAGCGCUUCUCGAUAGCGGAAGUCAGUCUUCGUUCUUAACUGAAAAGGUAAAAGACACUUUAAAUCUUGAUUGUUCUAAAAAUCGUAUUUCAAUUUCUGGUAUUAACAAUACCACUACAAACAUUUCACAGAUGUGCAACAUUCGAAUCAAAUCUUUGAAAAGUUCAUUCCAUGUCGAUGUGUCGUGUCUCGUAGUUCCUCGCAUCACUAGUAAUUUGCCUAGUGUCCAUAUAAAUACUUCACACUUCAACAUUCCCACUCACGUACAACUAGCGGAUCCCAGUUUCUUCCAUCCUUCCGAAAUAAACGUUCUUUUGGGGGCAGAUGUCUUUUGGGAAAUUGUGGAUACCGGUCGAAUCAAAUUGGGGCGAAACAAACCCACACUACAAGAGUCUAAGUUGGGCUGGCUAAUCGCGGGCCCAACCGGCGGUAUGCCUAAUACUCAUACUAAUUCAGUGCAUUGCAAUUUUUCACAAGAGGUGAAAGAGUCCCUUGCCAAGUUCUGGGAAAUUGAGGAUAUGCAUUAUUGCUCACGUCUUCUUAGCAAAGACGAGGAAUUCUGUGAGAUACAUUUCUUAGAAAAUACCAACCGUUUGCCAAAUGGUAGAUUUUCCGUGAGAAUCCCAUUACGCGAGUCUCCAGACAAAGCAUUAGGUGACUCUUAUCGUAUUGCUCAAAAAUGUUUCUUUAAUUUAGAAAGAAAAUUGUCUAAGAAUCCAAAGUUAAAGCAAGACUAUGCUGCCUUCAUUAAUGAGUAUAAAGCCUUGGGACAUUUAACUGAAAUUCAACGUCCAGUCUUUGGUUAUUAUUUGCCCCAUCACGCUGUUAUUCGCGAACAAAGCGAAAGCACAAAGCUAAGAGUCGUUUUUAACGCAUCAUGCAAGACAACAUCUGGCAAAUCCUUGAAUUGUAUACAACUGGUCGGGCCUGUAGUACAGGAUGAUCUAUUUUCCAUUUUAGUGAGAUUCAGGCAAAACACGUACGUUGUAACAGCAGACGUGGAGAAAAUGUAUAGACAGAUUGAAGUGAACGAAUCUCAGCGUCACUUGCAACUAAUUCUCUGGAGGGACGAGGAAACGCAACCGCUAAAAACACUACAACUGAACACAGUCACUUAUGGCACUGCGUCGGCUCCAUUCUUGAGCACGAGAUGCUUAACGCAGUUAGCAGAAGAAUGUUCAGAUGAGGCAGUGGCAGAAGUGAUCAAACAUGAUUUCUAUGUAGACGACCUUAACACAGGUUCAAACUCUAAAUCUGAUUUAAAGCAUAUUGUAAAGGACGUCAUUCAAAAACUGAACGAAGGUUGUUUUCCCCUGCGAAAAUUUCGCACUAAUUCUCCAGACAUCCUUGACGGUAUAUCUACAAUAGAUAAUACCCAAGAUUUCAGCAAGCAAUCCACAGUUUUAGGGCUUAAAUGGUCACCUACCGAUGACAUACUGUGCUUUUCCGCCGAAUCAGUGGCCAUUUCUAAGAUUACAAAACGUAAUAUAUUAUCCACGUCCUGCAAAAUAUUUGACCCUUUGGGUCUGCUAUCUGCUUGCACUAUCAUCCCCAAAAUGCUGCUCCAAAAAUUAUGGCUGGAGAAAACAAGCUGGGACGAGCCUGUUCCUGACAGCGUGUCUAGGGCUUGGAAGGACUUCCAAGCUAACAUACAAGACAUCGCCAAUAUUAUAGUACCAAGACACGUACUUUGCUCUGAACCAGUAACCGUAGAAGCACACACUUUCACAGACGCAUCACAGGAUGCCUACGCUGCAUGUUUAUUCCUUAAGUCCAUUGAUGCUCAUGGUAAAAUCACUACCAAUCUUCUGUGUGCCAAAGCCAGGGUCGCUCCAUUAAAGCCAGAAAUGACAAUACCGCGCUUAGAAUUACUAGGCGCUCAACUUGGCGCUCGAUUGCAUGACAAGGUCAUAAAAGCAUUGCGUAUCCGAGUUCAUCGAUCAAUUUUCUGGUCGGACUCGACGAUCGUGUUAGGCUGGAUCAAGACGCAGCCAAAAACUUUAAAGACUUUUGUCUGUAAUCGCAUCCAAGAAAUACGUGACCUGACUGGCCAACAUGAAUGGAGACAUGUACCUACGGAAUUUAAUCCUGCGGACCUUGGAACACGGGGUUUAAAACCUGAAUUAUUAGAAAAUAGUGAUUUGUGGUGGAACGGACCUUCAUUCUUGCGGAAACCAGAAAAGGACUGGCCACCUAACAAUCCGUGUGAAGUAACAUUACCUGAAACAAAGGGCGGUGCAUUUGGAGGUCGUAAGUGA
This is a messenger RNA of Pectinophora gossypiella (pink bollworm), 5113 nucleotides long. RefSeq lists its product as uncharacterized. NCBI's taxonomy places the organism in Eukaryota, Metazoa, Arthropoda, Insecta, Lepidoptera, Gelechiidae. Bases 1421 to 5113 code for a protein of 1230 amino acids. The transcript is spliced from 2 exons. The record is from RefSeq and is a predicted model, not a curated record.